This is a messenger RNA of Entrophospora candida, 390 nucleotides long. Lineage: Eukaryota; Fungi; Glomeromycota; Glomeromycetes; Entrophosporales; Entrophosporaceae. The record is from the annotation of a GenBank genome assembly.
AUGGCAAACAAAAGAAAUUGUAAUAUAGCCAAAAGUGGAUAUAGUCCACCUACUCCUGUUCCAGCAAAAAAGAAAAUUGACAGAUUCUCUUCUCCUUCUGGUUCAAUCUGCCUUCAAGAAGACUACUACCUGAUUACCAGUAUUAAUUGCAAUCAAACAUUUGUUUAUACAUUAACAAAUGACCAUGCUAACACCAAUACUAAUGAACAGGGUUCAUCUGAUCUAGAUAUUGUUAUGAAUAAUCAAGAUCAACAAAUUAAAAAACAUAUGCAGAAACAAUUACAUCAAAAAAAUAAAAAUAGAUCAACAGAUAGACCAGAUGUUCCCCUCUUCUCAUCAAUUAUCCCUCACAAUGAAUCUUUACCACAUACUUUUCCAAACAACAAAUAA